Erigeron canadensis is the source of this 2279-nucleotide messenger RNA. RefSeq lists its product as uncharacterized. Gene Ontology annotation, cellular component: nucleus. Gene Ontology annotation, molecular function: transcription corepressor activity. The record is from RefSeq and is a predicted model, not a curated record. The coding region runs from base 72 to 2036 and encodes 654 amino acids. The transcript has 3 exons. Lineage: Eukaryota; Viridiplantae; Streptophyta; Magnoliopsida; Asterales; Asteraceae.
GUCUUAGCCCGGUCAGUGUUCACGUUGGUGUAGCAACUUCUUCUUAAUUCACCUGCAUAUUUCAAAUUAAGAUGGAUAAAGAUAUGGAAGAUGUUGAUAAACGUGUCCAGUGGCUCCAUUCCGAACAGUAUUCUGCUGCUGGUGACAUCUUUGGAGAGCCACAAAAGACUUGUCGAAUUGGAGAUAGAUACCAGGCACAAAUCCCAUCUUUGAUGACUGAAAACGAGCGUGUGCAGCUCAUACAGAUCACAUGUGGUCAUGCCGAGCAGACAGAUGUUAGAAAUCACUUUGGCUUUGGUCUGCCAAUUCCUGUCAGUUGGGUUCAUAAUCAACAUAAAAAUAAGGAAGAAACCAUGGAAUCUGGAGAGGGUAAAUCUGGUAUUUUAGGUUCUGGAACAGGCAUUGAUCUGUUUCCGGUUCCUUGUUCGUCUGGGGAAGAAUCUGGGAGUGAUAUUGAACAUAAAAGCUUUCUUCUUGGUUUAUACCUAUUUGGCAAAAAUCUUCGUCUAGUGAACAGAUUCAUGGGGAGUAAAGGAAUCUCAGAUGUAAUAUCUUAUUACUACGGAAAGUUCUAUAGAAGCGGUGAACACCAAAAGUGGUCAAUGUAUCUGAAGAAGAGAGGCAGAAAGUCCAUGCCAGGAAAAAACAUUUUCAAGGGGUGGAGGCGACAGGAGCUUUUGUCUCGCUUACUGCCUCGUGUGACAGAUGAAUGCAAAACUUGUUUGACUGAGGCCAGUAGUACAUUCGACGAGGGAGUAGUUUCCUUUGAGAAGUAUAUAUGUACUUUGAGGGAUGCAGUGGGAAUCCAUCAUCUUGUAGAAGCCGUAGGCAUUGGCAUAGAGAAGCAAGACCUUGCUGUCAAAGUCAAGAAGCGAGCGAGAAGCAAUAAACAAGUGAAAACCAAGAAGCUUCACUCUGAUUGUGCUUCUCUUGAAACAGAAGAACUUGUCAAUAUAUUGAAGGAUCGCAUCGGAUUAAGCAAAUCAAAGUUAGAUGAGCUCUUUUGGGAAGCUGUUUGGCCUCGUCUUUUAGCAAAAGGAUGGCACUCUGAGCAGCCAAGAAACUAUUCGUUGGAAAACACAAACCAUUCUUUGGUGUUUCUUGCACCUGGUGUAGUAAAGUUUUCAAGAAGAAGCCUGGCAAAAGGAAGUCACUACUUUGAGUCAUUCACCGAAGUGUUGAAUAAAGUUGCAUUGGAACCACAUCUUAUUGGGCACGAACCAGACAAAGACAGCUCGGUGGAGCCGCCUGCUGAACAAGGAUCGGAUGAUGAACAGCAUAUGAUCAAAUUCACAAUUGUGGAUACCAGUUUAGUUGGGCCUAUUAAAGCAAAAGAGAUCACUUCACCUACUUUGCAACCGACUAAUAUGCAAGCAUUAUCAAGUGUUUCUGGAGGAACUGAACUUGACACAAUAGAAGUAUCGCAAAAUGAAGAUGUGCAGCAUAAUAGAGUCAAAAUCUCCGGUGCCCUUAGUUUACAAGAUUGUGAAACUAGUGCUACAGAAGAGGACAUGACGGCCCAUCUUGAACCAGUGAUUUCAAAAAUUGGAGAGAACAAAACAGAAUCAAGUACCAAUGUAAAACCAGUAAGAAAACUGAAGUUGAUAUUUAAAACAACAGCAAAGCCUCCUGAUAUUACUACUACUAAAAAUGAUUGCACAAGAGUUGAAGAUACAACUAUGCAAGAUCCACGUCCAAAAAAGAAGCAUAAAAGUAUAGGGAUAGACUUGAACAGCCCUCGAGUAGCUCCAGUUUCCGAUUUUGAUUACUCAUUAUGCUCUGCUAAAGAGUCGGUUUCCCCUGAAACAAGCAAGCAGCCUGAGUUGUGGAAUCAUGGUGCUAAUGGUCAAAGACAAAGUACAAGAAACCGUCCAUUGACCACAAAAGCAUUGGAAGCUCUUGCAAAUGGACUUUUGAACCCAAAAAAGAAGAGAGGGUUGGAGGAUGGGACCCAUAGGCGUGUUCGUCCUAAAACCGCUCUUGUCUCGAGUUGUGGUGCAAGCUACUUGGAAAACAGGGUGGAUAGAAUCUCCUGAACGACACGAGGUUGACUCGAAGCUUAAAUAACUUGCUAUCAUAGUCCUUUCUUCUUUGUGACAUUGUGAAUUGUGAUAGAGUUUUAUAUGAACAUUGAGAACUUGGACAUUUUGUUACUUGUCAAGUUAAUCAACAUGACAAGCAAGGGCAUUUCCAUGAAAUUCUCGUGGAAUAUUUGAACCAAAUAACCCCUUCUGUUUAACUCAUAUUGAUAUAAACCAAAACAUAAUGAUAUUUUACUA